UAAAUUGAAUUAUCCUUUUUUAACUCUAAAAUGACAACGAGUUGCUGUUUGAAGACCAAUAAAGCACAUCCAUCCAGACAAAUCAGAAGAAUGAAAGCAGUAAAAUAUCAUGAGCUAAGGUUUGAUUAUUUUUUUUUUGCCUAUGUUUUAUUUUUUCUGUAUGGCUGAUUCCUGCAAUACUUGUAUAUCAACAUUAUAAGGAGCACGAGACUGACUUGCGUAAGCAAAUAUGUAGUUAGACUGUAAACAUUAUCUGACACAGUACUUCCUCCUUUCUUUCACUGGGGAUGUUGGAGGUUUUUAUGAGGAUAUUCACAGUAAAGGAGGAUAUUCUGCUGGAAGAGUCUCAUCAUGCAGACUAAUGAGCCUCUGGAAGACAUCAGAGAUGCAUCAGUGAAGCGCAUUCAUUUCUCCAGUGGAGAAACUCUGACAGAUGAAGACAGCGAGGAAGAGGAGGAUCUUCAUCAAACAGCAUCAUGCGUUACUGAGCCGGGUAACUGGACAUGGAAGGAUCGUUCUCGGAUUUGGGGAUCACGUUUUUUGAACAAGUCUUUGCAAUAUUGUGAUUUUCUUGGAGAGAGAAUGGCUGGUUUGCUGGGUCUGAAUGCUGCCAAAUAUCAAUAUGCCAUUGACCAUCACAGAGAUCAUAAGUUUGUGCAGGAGGAGGCUAUAGCAGAGCCUUCUAGUACGAACACCAGCAUGAAUGAAGAGAAAAUCAAUCUUUCACAAAUGGCAAGCAAACAAUAUGGAGCAACAAAUACAGCAGACGCAGCACAGAAACAAACACUACAGUGUAAAGGAGAACUGAAUGAAGGAUUCAACUCUAUCGAAUAGUGAAUCUAAAAGAUUACAAAGUUGUUAAAUCAUUUGCGUCUUGUUUAUUAUUUGAUCAUAGACUAAAUUCAGCUGGGAAAAUUCAUGUGACUCAAAUCCGGCUCACACCAGACACUUAGAUCCGGCCCACAUACCGAAUGGACUGAUGGCACUUGGGCGGUAUGCUCCUGUUUACCAGAUCUGGGCCACUAUUAACCCAAGGCAAUACCACAUAUCAACCAGAAUUCAACCAAAUGAACCAGAACUGACCCUAUACUGGGCCACAAUUUGCUUUCAUUCUGGCCCAGAUCCGGCCCACACCAGACACUUACAUCUGGACCACAUAUUGAUUGGAAUGAUGGCACUUGGGCGGUCCUGUUUGUCAGAUCUGGCCCACAAAAAGACUAAAGCAAUACCACGUGUUAGCAACAGUUCAACCAAAUGAGCCAGAACUGACCCAAUUCUAGGCUACAGUUUGCUUUUAUUCUGGCCCAGAUACGGCCCACACCAGACACUUGCAUGUGGACCACAUACUGAAUGGAAUGAUGGCACUUGGGCGGUCCACUGCUGUUUACCAGAUCUGGGCCACUAUUAACCCAAGGCAAUACCACAUAUCAACCAGAAUUCAACCAAAUGAACCAGAACUGACCCAAUUCUGGGCCACAAUUUGAUUUUAUUCUGGCCCAUAUCCGGCCCACACCAGACACUUACAUCUGGACCACAUAUUGAUUGGAAUGAUGGCUCUAGGGCGGUCCUGUUUGUCAGAUCUGGCCCACAAAAAGGCUAAAGCAAUACCACGUGUUAGCAACAGUUCAACCAAAUGAGCCAGAACUGACCCAAUUCUAGGCUACAGUUUGCUUUUAUUUUGGCCCAGAUCCGGCUCACACCAGACACUUACAUCUGGACCACAUAUUGAUUGGAAUGAUGGCACUAGGGCGGUCCUGUUUGUCAGAUCUGGCCCACAAAAAGGCUAAAGCAAUACCACGUGUUAGCAACAAUUCAACCAAAUGAGCCAGAACUGACCCUAUUCUGGGCUACAGUUUGCUUUUAUUCUGGCCCAGAUCCGGCUCACACCAGACACUUGCAU
Molecule: messenger RNA, 1900 nt
Organism: Danio rerio (zebrafish)
Lineage: Eukaryota; Metazoa; Chordata; Actinopteri; Cypriniformes; Danionidae
Source: RefSeq, a predicted model, not a curated record